AUGAAUCCACACAUAUCUGUGCCCCGUCAACAUGCGGGUCCUGCACACUUUGGUUCCACGCCCAGCCGCGGAUCGAACAUGCGCAUGCCGCGAUUCUUCAAGAGACUUUUCAAAUUCCCUCAGAUGGAUUUUGAAAUGGCCAUCUGGGAAAUGACAUCCUUGCUCAUUGCGCCAAAGAAGGUUUUCAAGUCUAUAUACUACCAUAAACAAACGAAAAACACAUGGCACCGCCCAGAUCCCUCAUUUACAUACCUCCUCUCCUUCUUCCUUCUUCUCACGGCCAUCGCCUGGGGUCUCGCGUACUACCCAUCCUUUGGCACAAUUAUGCACCUCUCCUUCAACUUCAUCUUCCUCCAUUUCAUCGGAUCCUCCCUUCUCAUCUCGACCAUUGGCUACUUUGCCAUUGGCAAGCUCUUUGGUCCCAACGGUGCCGCCGCCUCUCUCAAGGGUCUUCGUGGAUCCCGUGCCCGCCGGCGUGGUGCUGCCCAGGGACUCUUUGUGCAACCGGGCGAGAAAGAUCAACUCGAGUUCGGAUACUGCUUCGAUGUCUCCAACCGCGCCUUUUUCCCGCUGUAUCUGCAUCUGUAUGUGGUGCAGUUCCUGCUCCUCCCAUUAUUAACUCGCUCACCGAGUGAUUUCUUGGCCACGUUCUUGGGAAAUUCGCUUUACCUGUCCGCUCUGGUCUACUACACCUAUAUCACAUUUUUGGGAUACAACGCGUUGCCAUUCUUGCAUAACACGGAGCUCUUGCUGGUCCCGAUUUUGAUUCUUGCAAUUCUGUGGCUCAUCAGUUUGAUUGCGGGAUGGGGUGUUGUCAUGCAGGGCCACAGCGUGGAAUGGUUGUUUUGGGGGAUCCCAGACUCUAAAACCUGA
Molecule: messenger RNA, 873 nt
Organism: Penicillium oxalicum
Lineage: Eukaryota; Fungi; Ascomycota; Eurotiomycetes; Eurotiales; Aspergillaceae
Product: unc-50 family protein
Exons: 4
Coding region: 1-873 (290 amino acids)
Cellular component (GO): Golgi membrane
Source: RefSeq, a predicted model, not a curated record